Messenger RNA from Salvia hispanica, 1859 nucleotides. Its product is annotated as WRKY transcription factor 6-like. Gene Ontology annotation, biological process: regulation of DNA-templated transcription. The record is from RefSeq and is a predicted model, not a curated record. NCBI's taxonomy places the organism in Eukaryota, Viridiplantae, Streptophyta, Magnoliopsida, Lamiales, Lamiaceae. Gene Ontology annotation, molecular function: sequence-specific DNA binding; DNA-binding transcription factor activity.
UUCCAAAAUCAAACCAUACCAAUAAAAUUUCUAGUCCAACGUAAUAACACCUUCAUAUUUUCAACUUUCCCAGCUGCCCCCAAUCCUUUUAUAUAGACUCGUGCAUCGCACUCAUUUGAAAGACUUCUCUAGCUAAUUUCCUCACAUAUAUUUCUCUCAUUUUAUAUUUAUGGACAGAGGAUGGGGCCUCACCCUUGAGAAUUCCGAGUUUUUUGCAAACAAGCCCGUUUUCGAUCAUCGUCAUAGGAGCGGAUUGGUUAUGUUUCCGAGCCGCAGAGAAGAGUCGCCCGACCACCGGGAAGUGGACUUCUUCGCUGAGAAAACGAAGAAGCCGCUUGUCAAGAACGAAGACUCGAACCCUGAACCGUCGGCCGCUAGAGAUUUCGACGUUAACAUUGGUUUGCAACUUGUGACUGCUAAUACCGGAAGCGACCAGUCCACGGUGGACGAUGGCGAGGGUGAAGAUAAGCGAGCCAAGAGUGAGCUAGCACAGCUUCAAGCUGAAUUGGAGAGGAUGAAUGUGGAGAAUCAGAGGUUGAGAGGGAUGCUUAGUCAGGUCAGCAGCAACCACGCAUCGUUGAAGAUGCAUCUCAUGACGAUGAUGCAACAAAAGGCUAGCACCCAAGAACAAGAGAUCACCGAAGAGAAGAAGGAGAAUGGCGGCGGCGCAAGACAGUUCCUAGAGCUAGCUCCCGAGCAAUCGAAUUCCGUGUCGGAAGAAAGAACGGUGUCGGGAUCGCCUCAGAAUAAUAUCGACGCGACGAGGAGUAAGAGAUCCGGCCGGGAGGAGAGCCCCGAAUCCGAAAGCUGGGCCCCGGGAGCGAAGAGAUUGAAUCCGACCAACGCCAAUCAACAAUCCAUCGAGGCCACCAUGAGGAAGGCCCGUGUCUCAGUCCGAGCUCGUUCAGAAGCCCCCAUGAUAUCUGAUGGAUGUCAGUGGAGAAAAUACGGCCAAAAAAUGGCGAAAGGGAAUCCGUGCCCCCGAGCCUACUACCGUUGCACGAUGGCGGUCGGGUGUCCGGUCCGCAAACAAGUGCAAAGGUGCGCCGAGGAUCGGACAAUUUUAAUCACAACGUACGAGGGAACGCACAACCACCCGUUGCCACCGGCCGCCAUGGCCAUGGCGUCCACCACAUCCGCAGCCGCGAGCAUGCUCCUCUCCGGCUCGAUGCCGAGCGCCGACGGGCUAAUGAACCCCAACUUUCUCGCCCGAACCAUCCUCCCUUGCUCCUCAAACAUGGCCACAAUCUCCGCAUCAGCCCCUUUCCCCACCGUCACUCUCGACCUCACCCAAUCGCCCAACGCUCUACAAUACCAACGGCCGCCGCCGCACUUCCAAGUCCCGUUCCCCGUCUCCGCGCCUCCGGUUUUCGCCCAACCCCUGUACAACCAGUCCAAGUUUUCCGGCCUCCAAAUGCCCAAAUCCGCCAACGAAGCGCCGCAGCUGCCGGCGCCGGCUCAGCCGUCCUUCACCGACACAGUUAGCGCGGCGACGGCCGCGAUCACGGCCGAUCCCAACUUCACGGCCGCCCUCGCCGCCGCGAUCUCCUCCAUCAUGGCGAAUAACGGAAACCACACUCCCAGCAGCAACAACGACAACAACAACAACAACAAUAGCUAACCCUAACGUAAAUACAUAAUUAGAAAGUUUUUUCGACAAGGUGUUAGUUAAUCGAAGUGUUCGAGUUCUUCAUUUGUUGUUACACAGUCAUAAUUUCGUCCGAGUUCGUGUCAGAUAGUUUUUCCUUUUUUUGUUUCGGGUAUAGAAUUCUGGGCGUAGAUACACUGGAAUUAACAUGUCCAUAUUAGUUUUGUCAUUGUAAUGUUUAGGACACAAAAAUACAUUCUUUUCCUUAUUA